Messenger RNA from Periophthalmus magnuspinnatus, 1163 nucleotides. RefSeq names its product CD82 antigen. Lineage: Eukaryota; Metazoa; Chordata; Actinopteri; Gobiiformes; Gobiidae. Bases 19 to 987 code for a protein of 322 amino acids. The record is from RefSeq and is a predicted model, not a curated record. Gene Ontology annotation, cellular component: membrane. The transcript is spliced from 8 exons.
AAACGUCUUUUCAGAAACAUGAAGCUCCACAACAAGAUUCAACUUCUGCAGUUCUGCUCCUCUCUUCUCUACUUUAUAUUUGUGGCGCUGGGGCUCAGUGUGGCCGGAUGUGGACUCUGGAUCCUCUUUGACUCAAGCAGCUUCAUCCAUGUGGUCUCCUCAGGCGACAUGCAGUUCGUUGCUGUGGUUCUCCUUGCUGUGGGGGUGGUGGUCCUUGUGGUCAGUGGCCUCGGGAUUGUGGGCGCUCAGAGAGAGAGCCGUCUACUGCUGCUGCUGGUGGCGUGUUUCUUGGUGAUUUUGGUUCUGGCUCAGAUCUUUGUCACAUUUCUGCUCCUCAUCAACAAAGACAAGAUUUCUAAAACUCUGACAGAGAAUGUGGACUCACUCAUACAGAAGUAUCCAGAGAACGAGCACCGCCUGCUGGACAACAUGCAGCACUAUGCGAAGUGCUGUGGGCGGAUGGGGCCUUCUGACUGGCAGAGUAAUCAGUUUGUGGUUUGUUUAAACCAAUCAGAGGCUGCAGUGCUGCCGUGCUCCUGUUUCAGCUCCAACAGACAAAGCCCCAGCUCCUUCUGCACCUGGAAUCAAACCCUCACCUCCAACAUCAUCCUAUACCAGCCGGCCAAUAGCACCUACAACCAGGGCUGUGAGGUGGCACUUCGUGUUUGGCUGAAGGAGAAUGUUCUGACCAUUGUGGGAAUGGACCUGUGCCUCAUCUUCCUCCAGGUUCUUCUCUUGGCUAUGGUGGUGGCUCUAUGGCGCAGUUUCGGUGCCAAAGCUUCAGUGAAGAGUUCUAAUCCAGAUCAAACUGAGUCAGAUCUGUACCAAAACCAGGUGUACAGUGACCAGGACCUGCUAUACCAAGAACUAGACCAGGGACUGGUCCAGGAAGUAGACCACAGGGUUUAUCAAAAACCCUAUGAAGGCCCCUAUGAUGGACCCCAUGGAGGACCCUACGAUGGACCCUACAAUGGACCCUAUGAUUGACCCUAAUAAGGACCUUAUGAUGGACCCUAAGAAGGCCCCUACCCAGACCAGUUCUACACCCAAUACUAUGAAUGAGAUGCUUGUUCCUGGUUUGGUUUAGAAUCGUCUGAAAUUUUUUGCUGAUGAUUUUUAAAUGAAAUAAGUCUGAUUAUUAAAAAUGUUACUGUCAAAUAAAC